CUUGGCCAAGGCCAUUCUCAACAAGUAACAGGUUGAAUUUUUUUCCCAUUUUCUGAGGCACUGUUUGCUUCCUCCUCUCCACGAAAUCGAAAGCGGAAACUUCUAUAGGAUUGAAGCUCUUCUUCAAAUUCCAGGUUUCAAAUUCAAUAUUCUCCGUGGACUUUGAAUAACGCUCCUUCUAAGUCUUCCCUCCUCUGUAGUAAAUAAUAUUAAUCAUAUAUACCUUCCAAAGAAGAUAUACCCAAAACAUAUACAUUGCUCUCCAAAACCACCUGUACUUCCUAGUUCCUUCCACAUGUUGAAUCAUUUGGUGUGCGGCUCCUAUCAUCACGAAGAAGAAGAUGAAGCUUGUGUGGAUAGUCCAAGAAAAUCCAGAAAGAGCAGGAAUAAAAACCCGUAUUCCACGCGAGGCUUAGACCAGUUUUCUGCACUCUUAGCUGAUCUCGACAGGAAAAGGCAGGAGAUUUACUCCAAGGCCAGGCCGCAGGACAUCUCUUUUAUUCGAUUCGUGUCCUCCAAUUCCAGCUCUAAUGAUUUCGUCCCGAUUGUUGUCAAAGCGAAAAACAAGGACCAGAAGCACAAGAGUGAAGAACUCAAGGGACGACAUGCUGUCACGUCUAACUCACUGCAAGUACCGAACGAGUCUGCUUCCGUGGAAGAGCGAAAGCAAUCCAAGUUGGGAUCUGAUGAAAAGGCAGAGAAGAAGAAUUUCUGUUGGAAUAUGUGGGGGCGCCCUUCUUUCUGUCUGCCGCUGAUGUUGAUUAUAAUUUUGGGGCUCUUGGCAGUGUUUGGGCGAUCAGUUGCAACUAUCUGCACCUGUAUUUUGUGGUACACAGCCACCACCGUGAAGGACAGCCCAUCAUCAAGAAAGUCGAAGAAGAAGAAACAUUAUAAACGAGGCUUGAGUGAGAAGUCUGGGACUUCGGAGGACAAGUCUGCCAGAACAUUUGGCCGUCAGAAAAGCUGGUGAAUUCAGUUGAUCUCCUUUUUUGCCUUCUUUUUCCCAUCACGAGGUAGGAUUUUGUUUUACGUUUUCUUGGUGCCGGGUUUUGAAGGCGGGGUUGAAAAUUCAAUCUAUGCCUUUGCCAUUUGUAAAUUGUGGAAUUGACUGUCAAGGUAGAGUUAGAUCCAGAUGGUUAUCAAUGUCAGCCUAUGGUUAUUUUGUAAGAAUCUUGAAAAUCAAGUAGUCGCCUGCUUCAAGUAAGUCAUGAGCUUCAUCUCACCUACAAAAUCAUUGGUUGUGCAGUCAAAUCUGAUACGGUGAACUAUUUUCAAAGGAUGGCCGGGCAGGUAAGCCAAUGAGAAAAGGGUAAAUGUGGUGGCUCAUUAAUUGGCUCUAUGCCUGCCACACUCAAUUUGCUUUUGAGAGGACAUGGGUUAUAACUAAUAAAAUGAAUAUAUUAAAUAUGGUUUUUAA
Prosopis cineraria is the source of this 1417-nucleotide messenger RNA. RefSeq lists its product as uncharacterized. The transcript has a single exon. Lineage: Eukaryota; Viridiplantae; Streptophyta; Magnoliopsida; Fabales; Fabaceae. Bases 296 to 970 code for a protein of 224 amino acids. The record is from RefSeq and is a predicted model, not a curated record.